AUGAUGUAUUUGUCAUUUUUUCUCCUGUUCUUUGUUCCGUUUUUCGUUUAUGGCGUCUCAAAUUCGUCUGUGAGUUCAAUUAAUAAGGACCCCUGUUUGACUUGCCGGUACAGGGACCUGGGCAAUGCCGUAAAGUCCUUAGAAUCAAAGGUGGAGAGUCUUAUUAAACAGAACAACAAAUCCUUUGGAAUCGGCAAUGCGGUCAAGUCUUUAGAGGCAAAGGUGGAGAGUCUUACUGGACUUAACAACAAAACUUCUUACGUCGGUGAAGCUGUAAAGACCUUGGAAGCAAAGGUUGAUAGCCUUCUUGGAAUGAACAACAAGACUUCUGGAAUCACCGAUGCGGUCAAGUCUUUGAAUGCCACGGUGGAGAGUUUUACUGGACUGAACAACAAGACAUAUGGCGUCGCUGAUGUCUUAAAGUCCUUAGAAGUAAAGGUGGAAAAUCUUAAUGGAUUGAACAAGAAGACUUCUGGCAUCAGCAAAACCGUGAAAGCUUUGGAAUCAAAGAUUGAGAGUCUUAGUGAACUGCGCAAUAAGACUUCUCGAAUCGGCGAUGUGGUCAAGUCCUUAGAAGCAAAGGUUGAGAAUCUAAUUGCGCUGAUUAAUCGUACUUCUCUUAUUCCACAACCGGCUCUGAUAACGACAGGUAAUCUAAAAAGAAAACUACUAAUACAAUUGUUAAUAUUUAAUCUUCAGCAAAUGUCCUUUGGUCUUUGUUAUCCUCAACUCAGUUUUAAUUCUCGGUUUUAAUCUCGUCAGCUGCUGUCUCUUCUUGCAAGGAACAAUAUACGAAAAAGACAAUUAUGAGCACAUUUUUAUUCGAUAUUAUUUUCAGCACAGGCGCAUACCUUUGCAUUUGCUGCUUGUUCAGCCGCCUAUAGCUGAAUAUCAAUGUGAUACUUUCUUUCUUCAAACAGCUCAUUAAAAACAAUCAUAACCAUAACCAAACAUUCAUAACAAAAGAAUGUUGGGAUCAUUCUCAGCAGCUGGGCACAGAACCUUAUAUAAAAACAGUAGCAGGAUGUAAUAUACAACACCUUAAAUAUUCCACUUCACCAAAAUUACCCUAUUUUAGUUGCUGUGUCACUAAAUAACGCAAUUUAAUUAAAAUAGCUCAUUUCUAAGAGUCCUUCUUACGAACGCCUUCUUUAACACUUAAAAAUUGUGUAAAAAGCUUUGUUGACCUUUGUUGUCUUUUGCGUAAGAAGUCUUACAUAAGGCUUGUGUGGGAUACUUACAGAACGCGUAAGAGUGCUUACACAAGCUUUGUGUAAGAUACUUACAGAGGGCUUGGGUAAGAGUCCUUACACAAGGCUUGUGUAAGAGUGCUUACAGAAGGCUUGUGUAAGAUACUUACAAAAAGCUUGUAGAGAGUCCUUACAGAAGGCUCGGAUACGAGUUCUUACAGAAGGCUUGUGUAAGGGUGCUUACACAAGGCUUGUGUAAGAUACUUACAGAAGAGUCCUUACACAAGGCUUGUGUAAGAUACUUACAGAAGGCUUGUGUAAGAUACUUAAAGAACGCGUAAGAAGGCUUACACAAGGCUUGUGUAAGAUACUUACAGAGGGCUUGAAUUCGCGUUCUCUUUCAAGAAAAAAAAAUAAGGACAAAUUUAAACUCUUUGAGCGGUGAAUUGCGCAGCUAGCAAAGGCAAAAUAUCCACUAAUAUAUAAAACACUCAGCCUGGAAGGGCUGAGGCCCAUGUAAGUAUGAAUGAAGUCUCGUGAACUACUUGUUUUUCUUGUCCUCACAGAGUGAUUCUACUAUAGGAAAAGCAGAACCAUGUUGCAGAUAUUGGUUUUGCUUCUCAUUCCAGGCUUAUUUGGUGAUGCGGGUAGAUAAUUUUCCUACAUUUUAUCUAAGAUAUUGAGGGGCCAGGGAAGGAGGGUCAAAUUUCUCUAUAAAUGAAAAAUGGGACCAUAAACGUGAGAUAACCGGCUGAACGAACGUAUUUACAUCCAGAUGGACAUUUUCAACGAGUUUGAAAAAGUUGGGAUCUGUCAGUAGACCUCGCCCCAGUGAAAAGUCACAGACAUAAAGGGUGCGUUUUAUGGAAGACAAAAGAAGGGCAGCCUCCUCCUCAGGUGCUUCGUUUUUCGCAUGGCAGAGGCGAGCGCGAAACGAGUGACUGGUGAUACACCGCAAGGGACCAUGGGAAGGGUACAGACGGCAGGCGAAGCGACGUCUCGCCCGUUGUCUCCUUCCCGCCUUCCUUUGCGCGCAUAUCGAGAGAGACGUCUGGGUACGAGGCAGACAGAAGGGCGUGUGUAUUCAGACAAUGACUUGCUUAUAUUAUACAAUGGGGAAAACGAGAAAGUUGUUUUUCUUAAUUGUUUUGCUGCAGACAAUGCUCUGCUCAUACGCGAUCCGGUAUAGUGUGAACCAAGCCUCGUUUGUCUAGUAUAUCAGCGGUUAUUUGAUAAAUCGCAAUAUUUUGCUCUUCCUCGUCCAAAAACUGUUUAUUAUACAUAUUUCAGGUGCAACUUGUCAGAGAGAGAUGCAGUUGCAAUUCUGUGAAGGCGAUUCACUUACACUCUCUUGUGCUCGUCUUUCCAAGAACAUCAAUAUCCUUUCUGCAAACUACGGUCGUUUGACUGGAGCUCAAGUCUGUGGCUGGGGACCAAUAAAGACCACUAACUGCAAAGCUAAUGGAGCACUUGCCAAAGUUCAAGCUCACUGUCAGGGACGUUCAAAUUGCACAUUACAGGCAACCAACAGCGAGUUUGGUGAUCCCUGCUAUGGAACUCACAAAUAUCUAGAGGUAACAAUUUUUCUUAGCCAAAACUUUUCUCAGCCUGGUUUCAAAGGGAUCUCUUUUCUUCAAUUUCUCAUUGUCGCCAGGAUUCGUAGCUUUGGCAAGUUCAUGGAUCUUGAAAAAGAAGAAAAAGUCGUAGCCUGA
Porites lobata is the source of this 2902-nucleotide messenger RNA. The record is from the annotation of a GenBank genome assembly. NCBI's taxonomy places the organism in Eukaryota, Metazoa, Cnidaria, Anthozoa, Scleractinia, Poritidae.